GCAGUGACGUUUCCAACUGGAGGCUCCUCCGCAGCGCUGUGAGGUGAACACAGAGGAGAGAGAUAGGGAGGAAGCAGAGGCUGAACACUCAGUCCUUCACUCGGCAGCAUCAUGGCACCUAUCGGAUUAAAGGCGGUGGUCGGCGAAAAGAUUAUGAAUGAUGUCAUCAAGAAGGUGAAGAAGAAGGGAGAAUGGAAGGCACUGAUUGUGGACCAGCUGAGCAUGAGGAUGUUGUCGUCCUGCUGCAAGAUGACAGACAUCAUGACGGAGGGCAUCACCAUUGUGGAGGACAUCAUGAAAAGACGAGAGCCUCUUCCCAGCCUGGAGGCCAUUUACCUGAUUACACCCACAGAGAAGUCGGUCCACACCCUCAUCGCAGACUUCAAAGACCCUCACUCAGCUAAAUACAAGGCAGCCCAUGUUUUCUUCACUGACUCCUGCCCUGAUCCUCUCUUCAAUGAGCUGACAAAGAGCCGUGCUUCCAAAACCAUCAAGACUCUGACGGAGAUCAACAUCGCCUUCUUGCCCUACGAGUCUCAGGUGUACUCUCUGGACAAUGCAGACGCCUUCCACAGUUUCUACAGCCCCCAUAAGACCCAGCUGAAGAACCCGGUGAUGGAGAGGCUGGCGGAGCAGCUAGCCACGCUCUGCGCCACCCUGAAGGAGUACCCUGCCGUCAGAUACCGAGGAGAGUACAAGGACAAUGCCACCCUGGCCCAGCUGGUUCAGGACAAACUGGACGCCUACAAGGCUGAUGACCCCACCAUGGGAGAGGGUCCAGAUAAGGCCCGCUCACAGCUGAUCAUCCUGGACCGAGCGUUCGACCCCGUCUCUCCAGUCCUGCAUGAGCUCACCUUCCAGGCCAUGGGCUACGACCUGCUGCCCAUCGAGAACGACGUCUACAAAUAUGAGACCAGUGGCAUUGGAGACUCUCGUGAGAAAGAGGUUCUGCUGCAUGAAGACGAUGACCUGUGGGUGAGCCUGAGACACAAACACAUAGCUGAGGUGUCCCAGGAAGUGACUCGCCAGCUGAAGGACUUUUCAGCCAGCAAGAGGAUGAACACUGGGGAGAAGACCACAAUGAGGGAUCUGUCCCAGAUGCUGAAGAAGAUGCCUCAGUACCAGAAGGAGCUCAGCAAGUACUCCACCCAUCUGCAGCUGGCUGAGGACUGCAUGAAGCAUUACCAGGGAACAGUGGACAAGCUGUGCCGUGUGGAACAGGAUCUGGCUAUGGGCACAGACGCUGAAGGAGAGAAGAUCAAAGACCCCAUGAGGGCCAUCGUGCCCAUCCUGCUCGAUGCCAACGUCACCACGUACGACAAGAUCCGCAUCAUCCUGCUCUACAUUUUCCUCAAAAAUGGCAUCACGGAGGAGAACCUGAACAAGCUGAUCCAGCAUGCUCAGAUCCCCCCUGAGGACAGCGAGAUCAUCACCAACAUGGCUCACCUGGGCGUCCCCAUCGUCACAGAUUCCACCCUCCGCCGAGGAAAGAAGCUGGACAGGAAGGAGCGUGUGAGCGAGCAGACCUAUCAGCUGUCCCGCUGGACCCCACUGGUCAAGGACAUCAUGGAGGAUGCUAUUGAAGAUAAGCUGGACACCAAGCACUACCCCUACAUCUCCACCCGCUCUUCUGCCUCCUUCAGCACCACUGCUGUCAGUGCUCGGUACGGACACUGGCACAAGAACAAGACUCCUGGAGAGUACCGCACCGGGCCUCGUGUCAUGGUCUUCAUCAUCGGGGGCGCCUCCUUCAGCGAGAUGCGCUGUGCCUAUGAGGUCACACAGGCCAAUGGGAAGUGGGAGGCCGUCAUUGGUUCCACCCACAUGCUCACCCCCACCAAAUUCUUAAAGGACCUCCAGCACCCCGACUUCCGAGAGUCCACUAGGGUGUCCUUUGAGGAAGCAGAAACACCAGCCGAGUGAGGCAGAGACAGAUUGGGAGGGAGGGAGAGAGAAAUCACACUGAAAAAAGAUCGACCAACAUCUUCACCCCCACCAGCCUGCUGGAGCAGCUCAAGGCCAUGAACAAACCAGACGAGGAAGUUGCAAGCUAAGAUCCUCCAAUCACACCUCUCUCCUCUUUCUCUUAACCCCGCCCCCUUCUUACCUCUGUACCCUUUCCCUGAAAACUACAUUAACUGUGUAUGCAUCCUGCUUGAGAAGAAUAAAAAGACAUCUGAGAUGAUAAAAAAAUAUAUGUUGUAUCAAAGAAUAAAAUAGUUGCAAGUAUUCAAAGUUUUACAAUGGAUGCAACCAAAUGAACUUAUUUAAAAAAAGGUUUAAAUAUCAGAACAGAAGGCCAUUUAAAACUGAAAGUACCAAAAUGUAAUAUUGUAUGCUACAAACCUGUGCACAAGGUCGACAUGUUCUCUUUGCUUUGGGUUUCCUCCCCUGUGAGUUUUAUCGGAAGCUUGUUGAGGAGGGAUGAGCAGUUUGAGAGGUCGUUGUUGUAAAAUAUAUCAUAUCAGUCAACAUGCAAUAUAAAUAUAUUCGUCAGAGAGGAAUCCCCCCCACCCCCCCCCCGCUCAUUUGAGAUGUUCGUAUUCAGUAGCAUGCUUGGACUUGUGUGGACUGUUAUGUGUUUGUAUCCAAUGUGGAUGUUCUGGGAGCCGCAGAGUUAGCACUUAGCUUUUUCCUAAGAUGUUGAGCUUGAAUACUUCACUGAAAACAUGUGUUUUGAGUAUCUAAAAAUACACACUUCGAAAUGUAUGGGUAUCCAGUACUUGGCGUUCCAUCCGUAAACUCAGUUGGCAGUUUAAAGGUUAAACUAUAGCAAUGUAAAUGUAUUGCAAUAUAUCCAGAUGUGUCAGUAAGGGUCAGUAUGCAACAGCUCCACAAGCUGCAGCCCACAAAAUGACCUUUAAGCCGUUACUGCUCUAAUAUAUGUAUAUAUAUAUAUAUGUAUGUGGGAUUUAAAUAUAUUAUAUCUUAGCUGAAGUUUAUGCAAUUAGCACUAGCAAGCACAGUAACCACAGUUUGUUUUUCAUGCUAUUUUCACUUAAUCGUCCAAAUCAAUGUCCUUGACGUUUUCCCUGCAAUCAGCAGUCGCCAUUGUAGAUUAAUAUAGAAAUAAGUGCACAAAUCACUGAAUAUAUUCAUUCUAGCCAAGGAAAUCACAAUCUAACCCCUCCUGGCGCUGCAACAUAGCUUGUAAUAUAUAUCUGGACACAUUUUAGCGCUGUACAUAAGGAAGAGGUGCGAUACUCAAAACAUAGACUUUCUUUAAAGUAUUCCUUUUAAAGCGUUUGGUUUAGAAGACGUCGGAUAGAGAGAGCUCUGUAAAAAGCCCGAACCCCCCCUCCUCCGGCUGCCGAGACUGUAAAGUAUUUACUUGCCACAACCUUUUUCCUUUCUCCGAAAAAUUCACGUUUUAAUGUCAAAGGCCGAUGCUUGCAGAUAUUUAAAGAAUAAUCUUAAAAAGGGCCAGUUGUAUUUCAGUAUUGUAUCCUGUCAGAUUAAGUCUUUUCAUUGGUUAGUGAUGUUUCAUUGGGCCGAGCACGGAGUAGUGUUGUGCACGUGCCAUACGUUGCUGUUUUAGCGUCUCACUGUUGACUGGUGAUAUUCCUAACUGUGAAGUAGUGAUACCUUUUCCUUUAAAAAAACGUCGAUGUGAAGCCGCCGUGUUUGUGAUGUUUUAGCUGUAGCUGUUAGUGGUUCAAAAAGAAGCUAUUUUUUCCUCCGGUGCGAUGUAAAACCCUCCAAUGGUGAAUGGCUUUGCAAAAGAAAUCCCUUAAAUCACUUUUCUUUCCUCCCUCCCCUCUUUCCUGGCCAAACAAGUUGUAUAUUGCACUAUUAUGCGUUUUCUGUGAUGCAAACGCUUGACUUCGUGUUCAUUUAUUUUCUAUCAUUUGCUGUUGUAUAGGAUUUACUCUGUCAAAUCAAUUGAUUUAUAUCAAAUUAUUUAUCAGAGAAAAAAUAAUAGUGAUGCAUUAGUCUGUUCUAAAACUGUUUAACUUAUUGGGAUUGUAUGUUUGCGAGUGUUGAAGCACAAACAAUACUUCCAUGUGUACCUAAUAUGUACUAAGGCUGUCUAAUAAAUUGGCUUCCAUUACAUUGAA
Molecule: messenger RNA, 4058 nt
Organism: Trematomus bernacchii (emerald rockcod)
Lineage: Eukaryota; Metazoa; Chordata; Actinopteri; Perciformes; Nototheniidae
Gene: stxbp1a
Product: syntaxin binding protein 1a
Exons: 20
Coding region: 112-1923 (603 amino acids)
Biological process (GO): intracellular protein transport; vesicle-mediated transport; neurotransmitter secretion
Cellular component (GO): plasma membrane; secretory granule
Molecular function (GO): syntaxin binding
Source: RefSeq, a predicted model, not a curated record